UGGCGUAUUAAGAUUCUAGAGAGAGAGAGAAAUAGUAAAAGGAAGGAGAGUCAAAGCAGCAGCGCAGCAGUUGGUACUAUUUGUAUUGGUAAUGAUUUCGGCACAGACAGACAGAGAGCAAAAGAGAAAGAAAAUACAAAGCCAUAGGUGAGAAUAGAAUAGAAGAGAGAGAUAUAUACUACUCCUACUACUAUAUCAGAAGCUCGUGAUGAGAAUUCUUUCUUUACAGUAGUAGCAAACAAACAUCAAAUAUAUCAGAGAAUUAAGAGACUGCAAUUUUUGCUUUUCUCGUGAUCUCUCUUUUGUACACGUAAUUAUUACACUUUUUGGUUGUUGCUUUAAACCUAGACAGUUUCAACGGGAUUUGCCAAAAACCAUCUCUUUUCUAAGUCCAAACUUAAGCCAGAUAUCCCUCUCUUGUUCAACCUCUAUAUAGAAAGAACAUAGCUCUCUUUUCUUUUAGUUUUCCACUUUUUUCCCUUUAUUCUGUUGGUGGAAACUGAAGGGAUAGAGGUGGAAAAGAGGAGUCUUGAAAAUACCCUUUUGGAAUUUGAAGAGAUUUUUGAGUACUAAGAAGAAUUUGAAGAAUGGGAAAUUGUGGAAGAAAUGGUGGAGUGAGACAAUAUAUAAGAUCAAAAGUACCUCGUUUGAGAUGGACACCUGAUCUUCAUCAUUGUUUUCUUCAUGCUAUUGAAAAACUUGGUGGCCAAGAUAAGGCUACUCCUAAGCUUGUUCUUCAAAUGAUGGAUGUAAGAGGACUUACUAUUUCUCAUGUCAAAAGCCAUCUUCAGAUGUACAGGAGCAUGAAAAGUGAAGUCAACAGGCAAGAUAGAAGCAGCACUCAGGCAAAAAAACAGUCCCUAGAAAGUCAUGAUUGUCAUCAACAAGAAGAUGGGUGUGUAGAGCAACAGAAGCUUCUGGUUUACCCUCCAUCUUUUAAUUCCAUGGAAAGAUCAGAUUCUCCUUACUUUAACAGUAUACAAGCCACAAAAAGAGCUAGAAUCGAGACCACAAGCUGCAGCCAGAGAAUACGUGAAGCAGUGGCCAAUCAGUACACUAAAGAUGAAUACAUCCAUAGUAUUGCUGAUAAAAGUGUGGUAACAGAAUGGCAACAAACCAGUGAAAGAGAAAGAGAAACAGCUCAUCCUGCUUUGUGCAACACUACUCAUUUCUCUCUGCCACAAGAUUUCUUUCAAAGUUUUAAUCCUCAAGUUCAAGAAUCUGAAUUUUUCAAGGCGGCCAAGCAACAAGAUUCAAAACGGGAAUCAACAAAGAAGUGCAAAUUCCUGGGCACGAGGAAAAUAGAAAGUGCAGGAGGAGAAGAAGAAGAAGAAGAAGACGACGAUUGUAGAUUAUCGUUGUCUCUCUCAUUGCACCAUCCUUCAACUCAAAGAAGCAACACUUCGUCCACAAUAAGUGAGAUUAGUGAGGCAAUCUCUUCGUACUCGGGUUCUAACCUGAAUCAUCACGAGUACCACUGGCUUUCUUCGUCUGAAAAGCAUAGAGUUGUUAAUCUUGAUCUGUCUAUUGCCUUGUGUAGUAAGUAGUGACUUAUUGAUAUUUCCAUGCAAAAUUCCCCUUAGGUGAAUUUUAAAAUUAAUUAGUCUCUAUUUGGAGGAGGAAGUUUUUACUUCUUUUACUGUAGUGUUUCUCUAUCUUUUUUCUGUGUUUACUAUUUUUUUUACCUUUGUUCAUGUUGAUAUUAGAGAAACGCUUCAGUAACAUAAGUACUCGA
This is a messenger RNA of Nicotiana tabacum (common tobacco), 1735 nucleotides long. RefSeq lists its product as uncharacterized. Gene Ontology annotation, molecular function: DNA-binding transcription factor activity; DNA binding. The record is from RefSeq and is a predicted model, not a curated record. NCBI's taxonomy places the organism in Eukaryota, Viridiplantae, Streptophyta, Magnoliopsida, Solanales, Solanaceae.